UGGCCGUUAAGUCCUUACAGCAUCAGGUUCUGCGUUUGGCUGUAUCAGUUAGACAUUCAGGAAGUCCCUGAGGGUAGCUAGUGCAGUAACAGGUGGAAAGAAAAUGUAGACACUCGACCGAGGCAUAUGCAUUAUUUUUCCGUUGUUUUAUAUCUGCGUGGGAACAACAUUUAUAAACUUCAUAAAGUACUUUAUGCUAGCUAGCUAGCGAAGCUAACGCCGACGUCUCAACGUUAACUCCUGUCAACUUUUCCCAGCUACAUAAUCUGCUCACUGACAGUUUAUCGACAUGGAGGAGUGCCGUCGUUCGCCUGGCUCGUCUCGAUGAAUAUUUUACACACGGAGGUGUCGGAUUUACUCAGCUGACUAAACUUUAUUGAAGGCUCCUUUUGGGUUGUUGUUUUUUUCCACUGGCAACAGCCAACUGCUGAGGGCGGACAUAAACAAUGUUUUCUGUCAAACCCAUGAAACCAACCUUCAAGAGUUAUCUUCCUCCUGUUCAGACUGAUGUGAAGAAAACUUUUGAACCACCUAUUAAAAAGCUGGAGCCAAAGUUACUUCAAGGGGAGAUUGUAGUUAAUGAGGUGAACUUUGUGAGGAAAUGCAUCAGCGCUGAGAGCAGCCAGGACGACCUUUGGGGGAAGUUGAUCUGCACCAACUUCAAGGUCUCCUUCAUCCCUCAAGAUGCCUCUUCCAAACAGAAGUCCCAGCUGUCCCACCUCCUGCUUGGAGAUCACGACAUACCCCUCACCUGUCUGGAGCAAGUAGUAACAGUUAAUGAUACAAAAGGGAAGAAGAAAGUGUUGGGGUCAAACCAGAAGCUGAAGUUUAACCCGACGGAGCUCAUCCUCUACUGCAAAGACCUGCGCAUCAUAAGGUUCUGCUUUGGCGAGGCUGGGCCUGAGGGGGCCAAAAAGGUUUGCCUUGCUAUUGCCCACUAUUCCCACCCAGCUGAUCUUCAACUGCUGUUUGGUUUUGAGUACCAAGGGCGGCGCUAUCAUGAAUCUAAAGGGGAGCGAGUCAAUGGUUCCACCCCACGAGAAGGAUUAAGGACCCCCAUAUUUGACCGCCCGUCGGACCUGGAUCGGGAGAUCAAGAGAACAGGAGCAUCAGAGUGGAGAGUGUGCUCCAUCAACGAGGGCUUUGCCAUCUCACAAAGUCUCCCAGAGUACAUUGUGGUCCCGGUCUCUCUGGCAGACGAGGAUCUAAAGAAGUAUUCCGUAUUCUUCACUGACCAGCGCAUCCCUCUCUGGUGCUGGAAUCAUCCAAAUGGAAGUGCUCUGAUCCGCAUGGCCGUCAUAAGUGAUCCAUUGCAGCAGAGGAGGAUCGAUCAGAAGGUCUUCACUGCCAUCACAAAAAGCCACCCACAGCGCAGUGAAGUCCUCAGGUCAGAUCUGGACAAGUGUCUGCCCAACAUCCAGGACAUCCAGAGUGGUUUUGUUAAAGUCAGGCAGAUCUGCGUCAUAGAUCAUUUUGAGGAGUCAGACGAGAGGUGGUUCUCAUCUAUUGAAAACUCAAGAUGGCUGGAGUAUGUGAGGGCUUUCCUGAAGCACUCAGCAGAGAUAGUGUACCAGCUGGAUGGAAAGAAUGCUUCAGUCAUUCUUCAAGAGGAGGAGGACAGAGACCUGAACUGUGUGGUGUCCUCCCUGGUGCAGCUCAUGUUGGACCCUCACUAUCGCAGCCUCGUUGGCUUUCAAAGUUUGGUGCAGAAGGAGUGGGUGAUGGCUGGCCAUCGCUUCUUGGACAGAUGCAACCACUUAAAGAAGAAUGACAAAGAGGAGUCCCCACUGUUCUUGCUGUUCCUGGACUGCGUGUCGCAGAUGAUAAGCCAGUACCCGGCAGCGUUCGAGUUCACAGAGUCCUAUCUGACUGUCCUGAGUGACAGCAUGUGGAUCCCACUCUUCAGUACUUUCCUCUUCAACUCUUCCAAACAGCAAGCUAAGCACUUGAUGGACUUUGCCAAGAAUAAAGCCAUCCCUCACGGAGAAGACCAGGUCGUGUACUUCCCUCCUGUUUGGGACUGGUCGCAGCAGUUCUCCCCCAAAGACCAAACCCUCUUCAACAACCCCAUGUACGUCGGCAAAGGAGCGGCCUGCGUUCAGAAUGGAGAAGUGAAGACCUUCAGACGCACAAAGAAGGCGUACAGCCACACGCUGCGAGGGAUGCCUGCGUCUCUGCGCAAUGGGACGAAGGUCGGGGAGGACACGUUGACCCGGCGGGGCUCCCUGGUGUCGGAGCUGAGGUCUGAUUUCUACCCCGCUAAAGACGAAAGCCCGUCGGAGCGCUUCUUCAGAGACUGGUUCUCUCGCCCCACGGACCAGCAGGGCCUCCUCAUCCCGCUGCUCGUGCCCUCGCACCUCGCUCUCUGGAAGCUCUACUUCCUGCGCUGGGUUCCUGAAGCCUGCAUCCCCAAAGGAGGCCCCGUCACCGCCUACCGCAAGCUCUCCCAACUGGUCGACGAAAUUGAGAUUCUGCAGAACCGGCUCAGGCAGUAUAAAGGACGUGGUCCCGGCAACGGGCCACUCCCCAGCCCAAGUGGGCCCCUCUCAGACCAAAGGAGGAUGUAUUUUAAGGCCAGUUCCCCACAUGACCCCCCUUCACCUUCUGACGUCCUUACCUCCUCCUUCCCCUUCUCUCCAACGGGUAACCUGUGUCGCGGCGGUAGCCAUGGGACCCCCAUUAGCAAAUUCCUGAACGGGGCGAGGAUCUGGCUCUCUACGGAGACUCUGAACGACACUGUCUGAAGAGAGGGGGGGGCUUAUAGGCUCGCUUUUCUGAGCUCAGUACAGGUUUGUGUAACAACAAACCCCGUCUUAUUUUCUUUUUCCUCUUUCUUUAAUACCAAGAAGGAAAAUGGAAAAAAUAAACUUUGGAUUUCUGAUAUAUUAAAUAUUUAUAAGCUAGCAGUAGCACGAUGCUGCAUUGAAAUCUGAGGUCCUUUCUAACCUGAAGCGCCCUCUAUAGGACUGAAUCCUUAAUUACCAUUACAGCAGAGGAAUUGAGAUGAUCUAAAAGCACAUCCUCCUUAUUGGCCAAGGAGUUGUUGUUGUGAGGUCUCCUGACUGCGAAAGAUUGUAUUACAAAUUGUUUUAAUAGAAUAAUUUUUUUGAUCUACUUGCGGUCUUUCUCGAGAUUAGUUGGAUGACUGCUCUUUUCUGUUGAGCGUCCUGUACGACCCGAAUAAAGAGCGCUUUUGGAGAUGUUUAUAUUGAGUUGAGAGCCUUUACCUUUUGACACAUUUUCAUUGGUCAAUACGACAUCCCCACUGUUAUGGAAAUGAGAAAUGUUAUCCACAUAUAAAUGCUUUGAAUUAGAAAAUGCCCGUUUUUUUACUGCAGCAUUAAUGAUGCAUUUCACUGAACACUGAUUUCCAAGUUAUCCAUUUGUUUGUACCUUCCAGGAAAAGUAAUAUCAUAAUUGACAUAGUUUUUAUUUAGAAAGAGGAACAGAAAAUAACACUGCUUCUACAUAUUGUUAUAUGUGUUAAAAACAAAGAGGAUCUGUCAUGGCUGAAUGUAAUGGGGCGUUUUUCGUUUUUUCUUUGCACAAGCUUAAUGCUAUUUGCUCCAAGUGCCCAUACAUUAAUGGUUAUAUUGAAAGUCUCAAUCUGUGCAGCAAAUAGUGUGAUUUCAGAGUUUGGCUUUGUAGAUUUACGCUAUUUUUGAAGCAGAGAAAAGGGCCUAUGCUUUCAGUAUCAUAAAGCAGGUGAUAUUCAGAGGGCAACGUGGAGAUGUGAGGACUUCAAUCUGUGGUAGAUAUUUCCUCUUCUCUUUCUUAAGGGGUUUUAUUCAACUUUUAUACAGGCCUUCUGGUAAGGCUCUAAUUAUAAGAAGAAAAAACUGUUCAUAAUAACAGGGUACAUAUUUUAAGCAAAAGGACAGACAAGGGCUUUGAUUCAAACCAGUCUCUAGUUUAGAUGGCACUGAUCCAAUUAACCAGACAGUAAUGGGUUGAUGACGAGUGACAAGAACAUAUCAGCAUUAAGCACCUGGAUAGCAAUGUGUGAUAUUUUGUCCACAAUGACUUCAGUUCACACAGGUUGUUAAGGGAAAGGCUUAGCAUACUGUAUGUAGCUUUAACAAUAUUCACGUUGAAUCACAUGUGUUCUUGUUUUUUUGCCAGAUAAUGCUUCUCUGGUUAUAGGAAUAAUGUAACAAAGUACAAGUAGUGAUUCUGUACUUUCAGUCAGGGUAGUGAUGGCAAGGUUAGUGAGUUAAGAUGUUCACAGGUUUAAAUUAGGAAAUCUGAGACAAUUUCGAGCAAGCUAAAGUUCAAGUGCUCUGCAAAGACUUUAAUUUGGAGAUCCUUUCAAAGUGUCUGCUGAACUAGAGAGGGGUUUGAGAUGUGUCAGGGGAAAUGGAUCAGUCAUCCAGAUCCCAUUUAAACUAGGGAGGAAUUAGCGCUGUGUAAUAUGUAAUUUCUUAAAAUGACAGUACAGCAUUUAAUAUAUAUAUUAAUACCACUGGACAGUCUCAACAUCUGUCCUCCAACACAGGAGCAUCCACCCUUAGACGCUAGAUUGACCAGUUUCCAAUAAUAUUCAGCUAAACGCGUUUCUAUAGCAAUAACUAACUAGUUCAGGUGUUUUUUUUUAAUAAAGAAGUGUGUAUAGAAGUCAACCUGUUCUCCCAAAUGCUAUUAAUUGCACAUUUAACUCAAGAUAUAGGAUAGUUUGUUUGAAGGUGGUUGUUGAAUAUCAUUUUUGCAGAUAUUAUAAAUACUGUAUAUGGUUGAAAUCUCCCAAUUAAUAUCUUUGAUUAAUGGUACUAGAUUACUUUUAUCUUAGAUUCAGUCUUUUUGUUUUCUGGAGAGAUAUUGAUAUGAUAUGUUCUUCCACCACUUCACCAUGUUGCACUCUGCUGUAAUUGCAUGAUGACUGUGCUCCCACAGUUUGAUAUUGAAGAGCAGCAGAUGUAUUUAUUUAGAUAUGCAGAUGCUCUCUAAGAGGGAUGCAAGGGCUACUGUACAUCCCCCUGUGCCUUGUUGGAAAGAUUGACCAUUUUUGUAACUAAAUUCUAAAUAUAUUGACUUAUUUUAGUUUUUCUAAAACUGUUGAGUUAUCAAUUCUGUAAAUCUAUAGUAAAUUCACUGGUAAUGCACUGAAGCUGUUUUUCCUGACCAAGAAUAGGGCUUGAAUGUGUACCAGUAACCAAUCAUUACAAUAUUUUUCAAAUAAACUUGUGUCCUGGCUUUUA
Molecule: messenger RNA, 5195 nt
Organism: Trematomus bernacchii (emerald rockcod)
Lineage: Eukaryota; Metazoa; Chordata; Actinopteri; Perciformes; Nototheniidae
Gene: mtmr10
Product: myotubularin related protein 10
Exons: 16
Coding region: 447-2744 (765 amino acids)
Source: RefSeq, a predicted model, not a curated record